UGAGAAGAUUACGCCUCCUCCAAUCCUCCUCAGCAGAAACUCUCACGCUGCCAUCGACUUUCUAAUCUCACCUUUCCUAUCGCAAUUGAGAAGCUUGCCCUCCUUCUCUCCAAUUCAUUACCUCUUCCUGCACACCACAGCUCCUCGUCCGACCAAAAAAAUAGAGAAAGCUGCGAGAGCAGUCUACACGAAAUUUCUCAUCACACUUCAUAGACCGUACGAUUGAAGAUCGCAUACACCUGUGUUCCAAGCCUCGCACACCAUGUUCGGCUCAGGCCCUCAGACCGGCAUUUCCACACCACGCUCUCAAGCGUCUCUUCGACCCCUCGUUCUAUCACAUGGCACCCUCGAAUAUACACUACUGAUACCCACCGCUCUUCAUUUCAAUGCCUCCCAGCUGAAAGAAGGCUUCGAUGCCACUCUUCCAGAACCAACCGACGAACUAGCGCAGGAUGACGAGCCCUCAUCCGUCACUGAGUUAGUAGCGCGAUACCUGGGCCAUUGUGCAAAGGAGGUGGACGAGGGUGAUGAUCCUGGCUCUUUCGAGGAGGUUCUCAAACUUGUCUUUAACGAGUUUGAAAGAGCUUUCCUACGUGGUAAUGAAGUCCACGCGGUAGCCGCAACACUACCGGGAAUUGAGCAGAAAAAGAUUGUCACUGUCAAAUCAUACUACGCUGCACGGUCCGCUAUAGACCGUCCGAUAAAAUUUCAUGAGUCUGCGCUCUUCAGAGAAGUCUCGGAUGAGAAUGCCUUUGUCUACGCUGUGUUUGGCGGUCAAGGAAACAUCGAGGAAUACUUCGACGAACUUCGCGAAAUUCAUACCACCUACCCGUCAUUCACUGAAGACUUCAUCGAGUCCGCCGCUCGCCACCUGCAACAGCUUUCGCGCGACCCUCGAGCAGAGAAGCUGUAUGCGAAAGGGCUAGAUGUUAUGAGAUGGCUUAACAAUAAGGAAGCGCAACCAGAUAUCGAUUACCUGGUUUCUGCUCCUGUUAGUUUUCCUCUCAUCGGGCUGACGCAGCUCGCGCACUACGUCGUGACGUGUAGAGUCAUCGGUACUCAUCCGGGCUACUUGAGAGAGCGAUUGAGUGGGACUACGGGUCAUUCCCAAGGUGUUGUGACUGCUGCCGCGAUAUCGUCUGCUAAGAACUGGGAAACAUUUGAUGUUGCUGCACGUACGGCGCUCACUACUUUGUUCUGGAUUGGAUGCCGCAGUCAGCAGGCAUACCCACGCACGUCACUUGCACCAUCAGUGCUGCAAGAUUCGGAAGACAAUGGCGAAGGAACCCCAACCCCAAUGCUCUCGAUUCGAGACCUCCCACGGUCAGCAGUACAGGCCCAUAUCGACGCGACCAACGAGCAUUUACCUACAGACCGACACAUCGCCAUCUCUCUUGUCAACAGUGCACGCAACUUCGUUGUCACUGGGCCACCAAUCUCCCUGUAUGGUCUGAAUCUUCGUCUCCGCAAGACAAAGGCUCCCACAGGCUUGGACCAAACGCGUAUUCCUUUUACGGAUCGCAAAGUCCGCUUCGUCAAUCGGUUCCUUCCCAUUACCGCGCCAUUCCAUUCUCCAUACCUCUCUGGUGCAUACAAGCUAAUCGAGGAGGAUCUCAAAGAUACUCAUAUCAGCAGAGAAAGCUUGGGUAUUCCUUUGUUCGACACGAAUACUGGGGCCAACCUACAGAAGGCUAAAUCAUCAAACAUCAUUCCUGAUCUUGUACGAAUGAUCACACAAGAUCCUGUGAACUGGGAAACAGCGACAAAAUUCCUGAAGGCAACACAUAUUCUCGAUUUCGGUCCCGGUGGCAUAUCUGGCCUCGGAGUUCUAACAAAUCGCAACAAGGAUGGUACUGGAGUUCGGGUCAUCUUGGCUGGUACUAUCGAUGGUACUAACGCCGAGGUUGGCUAUAAGCCGGAGCUUUUCGACCGUGACGCUGAGCAUGCCGUCAAAUAUGCCGUUGAUUGGGUCAGAGAGCAUGGGCCGAAGCUCGUUAAAACUUCUGCCGGACAGACUUUCGUAGACACCAAGAUGAGCAGAAUGCUUGGUCUACCGCCUAUCAUGGUUGCUGGUAUGACUCCUACGACUGUGUGGCCAGAGUUCGUAGCUGCAACAAUGAAUGCAGGCUACGAGAUCGAACUGGCUGGGGGUGGGUACUACAACGAAAAGAGCAUGACUGAGGCGAUCUCGAAGGUGGAAAAGUCCAUUCCUCCAGGACGUGGUAUCACUGUGAACCUUAUCUAUGUCAACCCCAGAGCCAUGGGCUGGCAGAUUCCAAUGAUCGCCAAGCUACGUGCCAGUGGCGUCCCUAUUGAGGGACUCACGAUUGGUGCUGGUGUCCCGUCUAUUGAAGUAGCAAACGAGUAUAUCGAGACUUUGGGCAUUAAGCACAUUGCCUUUAAACCAGGAUCCUCGGAGGCGAUCCAACAAGUCAUCAAUAUCGCUAGAGCAAACCCUGCCUUCCCAGUCAUCAUGCAAUGGACUGGUGGCCGUGGCGGUGGCCAUCACUCAUUUGAAGACUUCCACCAACCGAUCCUGCAAAUGUACAGCCGGCUUCGAAAGUGUAGCAAUUUGAUUCUUGUAGCUGGUAGUGGAUUUGGUGGGGCUGAAGACACUUACCCCUAUCUCACGGGUGCUUGGUCAAAGAAAUAUGGUUAUCCGCCUAUGCCUUUCGAUGGAUGCAUGUUCGGUAGUCGCAUGAUGACCGCGAAAGAGGCAUUCACCUCCAAGAACGCGAAGCAGGCUAUCGUAGACGCUCCAGGCUUGGACGAUUCUGAAUGGGAGAAGACAUACAAAGGCCCCGCCGGAGGCGUUAUCACCGUUCGUUCCGAAAUGGGCGAACCGAUUCAUAAACUUGCUACUAGGGGUGUUCAAUUCUGGGCUGAGAUGGAUCAAAAGAUUUUCAGUCUAGAUAAAGCCAAACGCAUCCCUGAACUCAAGAAAAACCGUGACUACAUCAUCAAGAAACUGAACGAAGACUUUCAGAAGGUCUGGUUUGGUCGCAACGCCGCAGGACAGUCUGUAGAUCUUGAAGACAUGACCUACGCAGAGGUCGUUCGGCGAAUGGUUCAUCUGAUGUACGUCAAGCAUGAGAAGCGCUGGAUCGAUAAGAGUUUAGCGAGACUGACUGGCGACUUCAUUCGACGUGUUGAGGAACGGUUUUCGAGCGUGGGGAAGGAAUCGCUUCUGCAAAGCUAUUCUGAACUAGAUGCUCCUUUUGAGACGGUGGAAAACAUUUUAAAGGCAUAUCCUGAGGCUGAAGCUCAGCUUAUCAAUGCGCAAGAUGUCCAACACUUCCUUCUGCUAUGCCAGCGCCGCGGCCAGAAGCCUGUCCCGUUCGUUCCUGUCCUUGACAGCACUUUCGAGUUUUUCUUCAAGAAAGACUCUCUAUGGCAAUCCGAAGACUUGGAAGCGGUUGUUGACCAAGACGUUGGGAGGACCUGUAUCCUCCAAGGUCCAAUGGCCGUUAAAUACUCAACAAAGGUCGACGAGCCUAUCAAGGAAAUUUUGGAUAACAUCCAUAACAGUCAUAUCAAGAGCCUUACCCAGGAUGUUUAUGGCGGAGACGAGUCCAAGAUCCCAGUCACUGAAUAUUUUGGAGCCCACGUCGUCGAGUAUAGCGAGGUUGUGGAGAAUGAGGGUCUGACAAUCUCUGAACUUGAGGGCAAGGCGAUCUAUCGCCUGGCAUCAACACCAAAUACCGCUUUGCCUGAUCUCGCAUCAUGGCUUCAAAUCCUUGCCGGGCAGGGAUACUCUUGGCGUCACGCUUUCUUCACAGCCGAUGUAUUUGUACAGGGCCAACGUUUCCAGACUAACCCUAUGCACCGCAUAUUCGCGCCUACUCCAGGCAUGACUGUAGAGAUUGCUCACCCCAAUGAUCCAGAACAGACUGUGAUCACUGUCAGGGAACUAUACAACGGUGGCAAAUAUGUCAAGACGGUCGAAAUCAGUAAACCUAAGGGCAAUGAAAUCACGGUGAACCUGAUUGAGGGCCGAACUGCUGAAGGCAAGCCUGUAGCACUUCCACUCAAGUUCACCUACCACCCGGAGACUGGGUACGCCCCGAUCCGCGAGGUCAUGAGCGAAAGGAAUGACCGCAUCAAAGAGUUCUAUUACCGAGUCUGGUUCGGUGAUGAAGUUUGUCCUUUCGAUGCGUCUGUCGAUUCCAAAUUCGAAGGUGGGCAGGCCAAGGUCACUGGUGAGGCCAUCAAUGACUUCAUCCACGCGGUCGGCAACACAGGUGAAGCUUUCGUUGAACGCCCAGGCCACGAAGUAUUUGCGCCCAUGGAUUUUGCCAUCGUCAUUGGCUGGAAGGCCAUUACCAAGCCAAUUUUCCCAAGGGUCAUUGAUGGCGAUCUGUUGAAGCUGGUACACCUUUCGAACGGCUUCAGGAUGAUACCCGGGGCGGAGCCACUCAAAAAGGGUGAUGUCCUCAGUACCACAGCUGAAGUCAACGCUGUCAUCAAUCAAGAUUCUGGCAAGAUGGUCGAGAUUUGUGGAACUAUCACCCGGGACGGUCUGCCUGUGAUGGAAGUCACUAGUCAGUUCCUUUACCGUGGGGUUUACAACGAUUUCGAGAAUACCUUUCAAAGGAAAAUCGAAACUCCAAUGGAGCUCCAUCUCACGACAUCAAAGGACAUUGCUAUCUUACGCUCUAAGGAAUGGUUCCGCACGGAUGAACCAGACCUGGACCUCCUCGAUAAGACCUUGACCUUCAAGCUGCAAAGUCUCGUUCGCUACAAGAGCAAGACUAUUUACAGCUCAGUCCAGACCAUUGGUGAGGUCCUUCUGGAGUUGCCCACCAAAGAAGUUAUCCAGAUCGCAUCAGUUGAAUACGAAGCUGGUGUCUCUCAAGGCAACCCGGUCUUGGACUACCUCCAGAGGAACGGCUCGGCCAUGGACCAGCCUGUCAACUUCGAGAACCCAAUCCCGCUAAGUGGCAAGACGCCUUUGACUCUUAAGGCUCCGGCUUCGAACGAGACAUACGCUAAGGUCUCGGGUGACUAUAACCCAAUUCACGUUUCUCGAGUGUUCUCGAGCUACGCAGGACUGCCUGGUACUAUCACUCAUGGCAUGUAUUCAAGUGCCGCUGUUAGGAGUCUAGUAGAGACAUGGGCUGCAGAAAACCACGUUGGUCGUGUCCGUAGUUUCCACGCCUCCCUCGUCGGAAUGGUACUACCUGACGACAUAAUUGAAGUAAAAUUACAGCACGUAGGCAUGGUCGCCGGUCGCAAAAUCAUCAAAAUAGAGGCUAGCAAUAAGGAGACUGAAGAUAAGGUUCUCAUCGCCGAGGCCGAGGUCGAACAACCAGCGACGGCUUACGUCUUCACUGGACAAGGCUCUCAAGAGCAAGGUAUGGGUAUGGACCUAUAUGAAAGCAGCCCGGUCGCCAAAGAGGUAUGGGAUCGUGCUGACAAGCAUUUCUUGGACAACUAUGGUUUUGCCAUUACGAACAUUGUCAAGAACAACCCGAAAGAGUUCACAGUCCAUUUCGGUGGUCCUCGUGGCAAAGCAAUCCGCCAGAACUACAUGUCCAUGACUUUUGAGACUGUAGGUGCGGACGGCACGGUCAAGUCGGAAAAGAUCUUUAAGGACAUUGAUGAGAACACCACAUCCUACACCUAUCGUUCGCCCACCGGAUUGCUAUCCGCCACCCAAUUCACGCAGCCUGCAUUGACGUUGAUGGAGAAGGCGUCCUUUGAAGACAUGAGAAGCAAAGGUCUCGUUCAGCGUGACAGCAGUUUUGCUGGUCACUCUUUGGGCGAGUACUCGGCUCUUGCUGCUCUUGCCGAGGUCAUGCCAAUCGAAAGCUUGGUGUCUGUUGUGUUCUAUCGGGGUCUGACCAUGCAAGUCGCCGUCGAGCGUGACGAGGCUGGUCGUUCCAACUACUCCAUGUGCGCCGUCAACCCGAGCAGGAUCUCGAAAACCUUCAACGAGCAAGCCUUGCAAUACGUCGUGGAGAACAUUGCAGAGGAAACUGGCUGGCUUCUCGAGAUCGUCAACUACAAUAUUGGCAAUCUGCAAUACGUCUGCGCCGGAGAUCUCCGCGCUCUCGACUGCCUUACAAAUGUCACAAACUAUCUGAAGGCCCAAAAGGUGGAUAUCCAGGGUUUGAUGGAGACCAUGUCUCUGGAAGACGUCAAGGAGCAACUUCUCGAUAUCGUUCGCGAGAGUGCGAAGCAAACUGAAGCUAAGCCACAGCCUCUCGAGCUACAGCGCGGCUUCGCAACCAUCCCGCUCCGUGGAAUCGAUGUACCUUUCCACAGCACUUUCUUGCGCUCCGGUGUCAAGCCUUUCCGAAGCUUCCUGCUCAAGAAGAUCAACAAGACGUCUAUCGACCCCAGCAAGCUGAUUGGCAAAUACAUUCCCAACGUGACCGCGCGGCCCUUUGAGAUUACAAAGGAGUACUUUGAGGAUGUGUAUCGUUUGACCAAUUCGCCUAAGAUCGGCAACAUUCUUGCAAACUGGGAUAAGUAUGAGGACAAGGACGACGUCAAGGUCGCUACUGCGGCUUAGUCUGGAUGGUCAGUUUUCGGGGCGGGGAAAGACAUUGACGUUCCGAUCGGGAUACAUGUAAUGAAUGACACUCUGGCUGUACAUCUCAGGAGUUUGGGACUUGUAUGUACCUAUAUAGAUGUUUGUGUACGCGCAAGCAAAAGCUAGAUCGCGAUCUCUUUUUCGUUACAUGCUUUGGUCGUCUUGAUGAGGGCUUGACGGACAAAGGUAUGUAGCAAUAUAGGAUCCGAGCAAAUGAAAUAAUUCAAUGUUCGAUGCA
This is a messenger RNA of Pseudovirgaria hyperparasitica, 6776 nucleotides long. RefSeq names its product beta subunit of fatty acid synthase. Gene Ontology annotation, molecular function: fatty acid synthase activity; [acyl-carrier-protein] S-malonyltransferase activity; [acyl-carrier-protein] S-acetyltransferase activity. Gene Ontology annotation, biological process: long-chain fatty acid biosynthetic process. Gene Ontology annotation, cellular component: fatty acid synthase complex. The transcript is spliced from 3 exons. NCBI's taxonomy places the organism in Eukaryota, Fungi, Ascomycota, Dothideomycetes, Acrospermales, Acrospermaceae. Bases 263 to 6517 code for a protein of 2084 amino acids. The record is from RefSeq and is a predicted model, not a curated record.